This is a messenger RNA of Melopsittacus undulatus (budgerigar), 2967 nucleotides long. RefSeq names its product leucine rich repeat containing 14 (gene LRRC14). The record is from RefSeq and is a predicted model, not a curated record. The coding region runs from base 30 to 1550 and encodes 506 amino acids. Gene Ontology annotation, molecular function: protein binding. Gene Ontology annotation, cellular component: cytoplasm. NCBI's taxonomy places the organism in Eukaryota, Metazoa, Chordata, Aves, Psittaciformes, Psittaculidae. The transcript is spliced from 3 exons.
GCCCCAGUGCCAUCCCCAUCCCCAUCACCAUGCAGAGCCUGGUGUUCCUGUGCGCCCGCCGCCUGCUCAGCCACCGGCCCAGCGCCCGCCGCGCGCUGCCGGUGCUGCCCUCCGAGCUCUAUCCCGUCCUCUUCCGAGCGGCAUUCCUGGACAACCGCGUCCUGGCCCUGCAGGACCUGGUCGUAUCCUGGCCCUUCCCGGUGCUCAGCCUCCCGUGCCUGCUGGGCCGCUGCGGGCACGAGCAGCACCGCGGUCACCGCGCGGUGCCGGCAUGCAGGGUCUGCAUCCAGGCACUCAUCGCUGCUGUCAUGGCCCAUGUGGGGCCACAGCAGCCUCCCAGCGCCAGGCCGUGCCAGCUCCGCCUCUUGGACCUCACCGGCCUCCAGGACGACGCUCCCGGCCCCGACCGCGCUCCGGAAGGGAUGAGCCUUUGGUCCGGCACCGCGGCCUUAGCCAAAGCCUGCCUGGAGGCCUCCCGGCGCCAGGCCGAGCACCGGCAGCGCCAUUCCAAGCGUCGCCGCGGUCCUUCGGGAUGCUCCUCCCUGCCUCGUGCCAUCACCGUGGAGAUCCGCGCCGACCUCUUCGUCAACGGCACCUCCUUCGGCAUCCUCCGGGACGCUCUCCGUGCCACCGGCUGCCCGCUCCGGCUCCGGUGCCGCGACCUCCACGCCGAGGAGCUGUCGGCCGGCGCCAUCGUGGCGCUCCUGGAAUGCCUGGAUCCCGGCGGCGUGCGCCGCGUGGAUCUGCGCUUCAACAACCUGGGCUUGGCCGGGCUGUGCCUGGUGGUGCCGGAGCUGAGCCGGUUCCCGGAGCUGCUCAGCCUUAAGCUGCCCUAUAGCAAUGUGGAUGCCCGGCGCCAGGCGGCCGGAGCCGACGCCGGAUUCCGGCGCCUCGCCACGCACCUCGGGAAGCUGCGCGCGCUCCGGGAGCUCAACCUGGGAUCAUCCAGGCUCUCCGGGAAGAUGAGGCAGCUGCUGAGGAACCUGGAAUCUCCUCUGGAAAGCCUGGAAUUGGCCUUCUGCUACCUCCUUCCCGGCGACCUCACCUUCCUCUCCCAGAGCAUCCACGCUCCAGCCCUCAAGAAGCUGGACCUGAGCGGCCACCCCUUCACCGAGAGCCUUCUCCAGCCCCUCUGCUCCCUCUUGGAGAGCUCCCCCUCCCUCAUCCACCUGGAUCUCAUGGAAUGCCAGCUCACGGACCCCCGCUUGGAAGCCCUUCUCCCUUCUCUCUGCCGCUGCUCCCGGCUCCGCUGCUUGGGCCUCUUUGGCAACCCCUUGUCCACGCCGGGCCUCAAGACCUUGCUGCGCCAAACCGCGGUGCUGCGGGACCUGUGCCUCGUGGUCUACCCGUACCCGGUGGACUGCUACAACCGGGAACCACCGCAGGCACCGGUGGCUUCCUCUGGCAUCCUUCAGGACACGCUGGAUGAGGAGCGUUUCACUGCUGUCAGUGCCGAGCUCUGCCGGAUGCUGGUGAGCUCCGGCAGGGAUAACGCCAUGUGGACUGCCAGUCUCUGCCGUCACGGCACCCUCGACUACUUUGCCUUGUGAGGGUUUGGCCAGGAGGUGAUGCUGGGUCUGAGAUUGGGGAUGGUUCCUCCUGGUUUGGGAGACCCUUUGGUUGGUUUUGGUGGCGCCAGGAGGUUCCUCCUGGUUUUGGUGCCGCGUUGGCACCUUCUCCCUAAGGUUUUCUGCUUGUUUUUGCAUCUAAGGGAGGUUCCUCCUCGUUUUGGUGCCAUUUUGGCACCUUCUUCCUAAGGUUUUCCCCUUGUUUUGGUGGGUUUUGGCAUCUAAUGGAGGUUUCUCCUCAUUUUGGUGCCACUUUGGCACCUUUUCCCUAAGGUUUUAUUCUCAUUUUGGUGUUUUUGGCACCUACUUGAGUUUCCUCCUGGUUUUGGUGCCAUUUUGGCACCUUCUCCCUAAGGUUUUCAACUUGUUUUGGUGUUUUUUGGCACCUACUUGAGGUAUCUUCUCAUUUUGGUGCCUUUUUGGCACCUUCUCCCUAAGGUUUUCAACUCGUUUUGGUGUUUUUUGGCAUCUAAUGGAGGUUUCUCCUUGUUUUAGUGCCGUGUUGGCACCUUUUCCUUAAGGUUUUCAGCUUGUUUUGGUGUUUUUUGGCAUCUAAUAGAGGUUUCUCCUCGUUUUGGUGCUACUUUGGCACCUUCUCCCUAUGGUUUUCUCCUCCUGUUGGUGUUUUUUGGCACCUACUUGAGGUUCCUCCUGGUUUUGGUGCCUCUUUGGCACCUUCUCCCCAAGUUUUCCCCCUUACUUUGGUUUUUUUUGGCAUUACUUGAGGUUUCUCCUCAUUUUGAUGCCACUUUGGCACCUUCUCCCUAUGGUUUUCUUCUCAUUUUGGUGUUUUUGGCACCUACUUGAGGUUCCUCCUGGUUUUGGUGCCUUUUUGGCACCUUCUUCCUAAGGGUUUCCCCUUGUUUUGGUGUUUUUUGGCAUCUAUUUGAGGAUUCUCCUUGUUUUGGUGCCACUUUGGCACUUUCUCCCUAAGGUUUUCCCUUUGUUUUGGUGUUUUUUGGCAUUACUUGAGGUUUUUCCUCAUUUUGGUGCCUUUUUGGCACCUUCUCCCUAACGUUUUAUCCACGUUUUGGUGUUUUUUGGCAUCUAUUUGAGGUUUCUCCUCAUUUUGGUGCCACUUUGGCACCUUUUCCCUAAGGUUUUCCCCUUUUUUUGGUCUUUUUUUGGCAUCUAUUUGAGGAUUCUCCUUGUUUUGGUGCCACUUUGGCACCUUCUCCGUAAGUUUCCCCCCUUGUUUUGGAGCUUUUUUGGCAUCUAAUGGAGGUUUUCCCCUUGUUUUUGGAGCUCUUUUGCACUUACUCCCCGCUCCUCCCACCUCCUCCACCACCGCAUCCCUAUUCCCAACAUUCCAUCUCCAACAUUCCUCAUUAUCCACGUUCAUUCAGCCAAGGAAUUCCUUAAUAAAUCCUGUUGUUUUGGAAGGGCUCAUGGCAAAGAA